Molecule: messenger RNA, 1414 nt
Organism: Symsagittifera roscoffensis
Lineage: Eukaryota; Metazoa; Xenacoelomorpha; Acoela; Convolutidae
Product: zinc finger protein 891-like
Exons: 4
Coding region: 55-1161 (368 amino acids)
Biological process (GO): regulation of transcription by RNA polymerase II
Cellular component (GO): PcG protein complex; chromatin; transcription regulator complex
Molecular function (GO): RNA polymerase II cis-regulatory region sequence-specific DNA binding; DNA-binding transcription factor activity, RNA polymerase II-specific
Source: RefSeq, a predicted model, not a curated record
UUAGUCAAUUAUGGUUAGCUAACGCGGGAUUUUAAAAAGAGUUUGUGAUGAGACAUGAUGUUCCUGCCAAAUCCUGUUGAAGACUCUUUUGUACAGGACGGGGAUGGGGAGAUUAUCAUCGAGUCACAUGAAGAGGUGGUCGGUGAAGGCGAUUUGGAUUCCAUCCUCAGUGGUCUACAAGAAUCAUCACAUAUCGUACCUCUUGACCCAAGUUUUCUCAAGCACCAAGAGUCCAAUGGAACUAAGAGUCGUAAAACAAAAUCGAAAGCAGGUGUUGCGCAGAAAAGAAACCGGGCAUCUAAAAAUGAAAUUAAAAAAUCACUGAAAGUUGCAGAUGCACAGGAUCAAACAAAGAAAGUAAGGAAAGAAGCCUUUGAAGAGGGCGAAAAAACAGACGACGAAGAUGAUCGGUCUGUUCUCUGCCCUCAUGCACAAUGUGACAAAGCUUUUAAGGACCAUUCCGCUAUGAGAAAGCAUCUACUGACGCAUGGGCCGCGCGCGCAUGUUUGUGCAGAAUGCGGGAAAUCUUUUUUGGAGAGCAGCAAGUUAAAAAGACAUCAAUUAGUCCACACGGGAGAAAAGAAAUAUAUAUGCACGUUCGAAGGUUGUGGUAAGAGGUUUUCUUUGGACUUCAAUUUGAGAACUCACGUGAGAAUACACACUGGAGACCGCCCACACGUGUGCCAGUACUGCAACAAGAGAUUCGCUCAGAGCACCAACCUCAAAACACAUCUCGUCACUCAUGCUAAGCAAGAACAACUAGCUGCUAACAGUCUAUCGAAUCUGGACGACUUCUCAAUCGCCUCUCAAAUUGCUAACGACUCGUUCAUGGGAAAUCGCACGCCUCAGAGUUCAGUAUCGCAAACUCCAAACUGUGGAAGUGAACGAAUAGUUGACAUCAUCAAUACUACCCCUGGAUCACCUUCAGGAUGCUCGACCAAUGGAUACUUUGAAAACUACCCUCUUUCAGUGGAUUCUCAAGAGUCGCUGACAGACUUAAACGUCGGAAUUGUUUCACCUUUUCCUAUUACCGAAAGGUCAACAUCAGUUAUAAGCAUUGCACCGCCUGAACAAGUCGCGGUAUCUGUUCCUGAUACAUCAAAGCCUAAUUUUGAUGAGAAAAUUGCAAACUCAGUGCCUUUGAGUACGGCUAACAUUUGAAAUACGACUUCAUUGAAAUGUGGCAAUCAAAAUUGUUUUUAUUGGUAAUCAAGAAUGCGUUGGUUGACCUCGUUUUCAAAGUUAUCCGAGCGAAUGUGUAAUAAUCUUGAGUGAUCCGAAUAAUAUCCGGAAAACUUGUGGAAUCUGCCGUUAUGAUUUUACUGUACCCACGAUUUUAAAAGCCUAAAUAAAUCAUAUUUAAAUCUAUUUUAUUAUUCUCUGAAAUUUUCAAAUAAAAUCAAUUAAAAAACUG